AUGUCGCUCCCUAUCACAAACUUACUCCCUCCUCCCUCUCCUCCACAAACUCCACCUGCGGUAACUCCUCCUCGUCAUUUACUUGGCAUCCCCGAAGAGUUGCAGGAGAAAAUCUGGCGCCUCACCCUCCCCGAGUUCAGGAUGCACCGAGUAUUUAUCGAGAUCCAGUCCAGCUACGAUGAGUGGUGCGAGCCCGAGCCUGGAGACCGGCCAGGUCUGGAAGGCCUCGAGCCGCUGUACCUGGAGCGACCUAUCUACCGUUGGCGUCAGACCAUUGAAUCCCCACAGCCACCCGCUGGCCUCAGUGUAUGCAGAGACAGUCGAAGAAUCAUGCUCUCAUUCUUUCGCGAAUUUCCGCGCCGGUGUAUUCGACAGCUCGUUCAGAAUGACGAAGGACAGAAUCGCUUUCUGGACAUCGAUGCAUCAGAGGGCAACUCGAAUGUCGGUCUGUGCAACCCAGAAACAGACAUGCUCUUCGUUGACGGGAGCUCUGCAAUGUUUCCCCUCAACCUGCGCGACCUUCCUGUCAUCGGUGUAUCGGUCCAGGUUGAAGGAGUCGGAGGCGUAGGGCCUUCUCUGGCCUGUGACCAUCUCGCACGGAUCGUGGCCCCUCACUACACCCCUCGUCUGUCACACAUCAACGCGGUGUUUGCCUGGCGAAAAUGUAUUCGCGUGUCUCAUCAGCACUGCGACUUGACAGUGCCUGUCGGGAGACCCGUGGCCUGGACUGGGAGCGCUGGGCGCCUGGAGGCACACCUUAUCCAGAAUUGGGAGUUUCUCUACCACGCACACGACGAUACUCGAAUAACUACUGGAGAGCAAUUCCACGAUCAGGACGUGACGAGACUUGACGAAAACGAUACCGAUACUAACACGAUGCUUGUUCUAUCGACUAUUCUAAUGUCAUGCGAAUGCCCAAAGAUGGUAGACGUCAUGACAAAAUGGGCAGCUACUGUUACGGAGGAGCAGAUGGCUCAAUACCACCCCAAGUGA
Molecule: messenger RNA, 993 nt
Organism: Fusarium mangiferae
Lineage: Eukaryota; Fungi; Ascomycota; Sordariomycetes; Hypocreales; Nectriaceae
Exons: 1
Coding region: 1-993 (330 amino acids)
Source: RefSeq, a predicted model, not a curated record